This is a messenger RNA of Triticum urartu, 1406 nucleotides long. The record is from RefSeq and is a predicted model, not a curated record. NCBI's taxonomy places the organism in Eukaryota, Viridiplantae, Streptophyta, Magnoliopsida, Poales, Poaceae.
CCUUUCCUCUCCAGGACCCAACUCCUCCUCCAGUCCGGCCCAACGGAAUCUCCCCCCUCGCAGUACGCCAGUCCACCGCCGCGGUGCCCUAGAGCUCCGUCCCGCCGUGUCGCCGCUUAGCGCACGCACCACCGGACCAGCAGCAGGCGAGGGCCGGCCGGCACCUACUUCAACGGAGCGCGGACGGAAGGUUUCUGCAUCUUCCAUGGCGCUCGUGGUGAUGUGCGGGCAGCCGUGCAGCGGCAAGUCAGAGGCUGCAGCUUGUCUAGCUGCCGCUCUUCGCUCCUCCGUGCCUGACGUCACUGUCCGCGUCAUUGACGAGUCAUCGCUCCAUCUUGGACGGAAUGAAAGCUACAAAGAUAUGGUUGUGGAGAAAAACUUAAGAGGAGUUUUGAGAUCAGAAGUUGAUAGGUCUGUGUCACGGGAUGGCAUAAUCAUCGUGGAUUCUUUGAACAAUAUUAAGGGGUACCGAUAUGAGCUGUGGUGUCUUGCGCGUGCUUCGGGAAUAAGAUAUUGUGUGUUCUUUUGUGAUACAGAAGUGGACCAUUGUAGGGAUUGGAACGUCAAGCGUCAGGAGAAAGGAGAACCCUCAUAUGAUAACAAUAUAUUUGAAGAUCUGGCAAGGAGAUUUGAGAGGCCUGAUAGUCGUAGCCGCUGGGAUUCCCCUCUUUUUGAAUUGUUUCCAUCUAGAGAGGAAAUUGUGGAAUCUUCCCCUGUUAUUGCCGAGGCUGUAUCAUAUUUGACUAAGAAAGUGGAUUCGAAAACAAGAGAUGUGAAAGUUCUCCAGCCUACAAUAGCUACUCAGUCUGUACGGACUACUGAGGGCAAUUCGCUCUACGAGAUGGACAAAGCAACACAGGAGGUGGUCAGUGCAAUUGUGGAGGCACAGUCUGGUGGUCUUGGGCUUGCCAUGAACAAGAUUUCUCUUGGGCCUGACUUGCCAACUAUUAAUCUUCAAAGAUCGGUUGGCCUGCCCGAGCUACGGAGCCUCCGACGCACGUUCAUCAAGCUGGCAGGGCAGUACAGCUUGAGCGGGCGACCCCCACCAACAGAUGCCGACAGCGCGAAGAGGAUGUUUGUUGACUACUUGAACCGAGAAAUUGGUGGGUGAUUCUCUGAUGAGUAGUCCUGCCUAUGAUGUACUACUUCCCAGGGGACAAAAUGCAGGCGCUUGUAGCGUUUUCCCCUGCCAUGCUCCUCAUCUGGCUUCUUUCGGGGCGUCCAAGGAGAUUAUUUUGCCUCGCAUGAGCUUCACCACAAGUAUUCACAAGUGGCAUGCCGCUGUGUAAUUCUGUAGCUCCUGUACCACCCAAAUAGUUUUCGCUGGUGUUUGCAACUUGUAAACUACACAAUUUGGAAAUAUUUACCGAAUUAUUUAUGUAAUGGCUGCAACUUGUUACAACAUA